Xenia sp. Carnegie-2017 is the source of this 6758-nucleotide messenger RNA. RefSeq lists its product as uncharacterized. Gene Ontology annotation, molecular function: protein binding. The record is from RefSeq and is a predicted model, not a curated record. Lineage: Eukaryota; Metazoa; Cnidaria; Anthozoa; Malacalcyonacea; Xeniidae.
CCUGGUAUCGAGCGAUAUUGAUUACUCAGUAAUCUGUAGUCGCCCAUCCCUUAUAUUGAAUUUGAAUUAGGAAGUGUUCGUGCAAUUCCUUCGUACAAAUAUUUUUCUGGCGAUAUAUGAUCAUGAUAUAAGGAAUAUUCCUUUCAUCUAAUAUAACGGUAGCAACAUGGCGUCUGUCUGGAGCUCAGACAAAAAAACUAAUGGUUUUAAGUUGAUGAGAUUAAUUGUUGAUGUUGGUGGAGAAGCUUUAAGAAUAACAUUGAGGAAACACAUGUCAGGUACUGAUUUAUUUAUUUUUUUAAAUGACAGAAAAAAUUAUCGUAAGCUUUUGUCGCUAAAAGAUAAGCAAAUAAAGCAACAUCAAUGGGAUCUACUGUAUCCUCCUCCUCCAAUAUUACCAAAUGAAAAUAAGUUUGACAUUACUUUACUUUGUAUACUCCUACGUAAUAUUUGUGGUUUAAAAGCACCUCGUGAUCCAAUAUGGACGUCAGUAAAUGACUCCACUGAUUAUUCAACUGAAGCAGAUAUUACCCGUAUCAGGUUAUUUCGUAAUGAUCGUUUUGCUCACUUACCUAACACUUCAGUAAGCUCUGAUGACUUUCAAAUUUUUUGGGUAGAAAUAAGCGAACCAUUAGUUCGUUUAGGAAUAAGUCAGGAAGAAAUAGAUAGAUUGAAAAAUGAGUUGUUUGGUAAUGAAGAAUAUAAAAGAAUUUUGAGAGAAUGGGAUGGAUUAAAGAGCGAUUUAAAUGAUAUUAAAACUGAUCAGAGAGGUAUUAAGAGAACAGUGGAGGGUGUAGAGAAAGAUUUACAACUGGUAAAAGAUAGUGUUACAGUAAUUAAAGACGAAGUACAUGAAAUACGACAUCACACUCACUUAGGUCCAGAAGAAGAUAUUUUGACAAAAAGCCUUGUUUGCUGUAACUUUGAAAGUGAAAUUAGGCGUCAUUAUGAAAAAUAUUUGCAUGGAACACGGAAGGUUUUUAAAGAGUUUUUAGAUUGGUUUGAAGACGACACUUCUAAAAAUCGUGCAUUUAUUAUUUCUGCUGUUGCUGGCAUGGGUAAGUCUGUAAUUGCAGCUACUUUAUGUAAGCGUUACCCACAAUAUUUGACUGCAAUUCAUUUCUUUCAACACAAAAACAGUCGUUACAAUAAAGCCAAUGUACUUUUUCAAUCUUUAGCGAUGCAAGUUAGUCGUAAGUUUCCUGCUUACAAACAACUUCUUGUAAAAAAACUUUCUGGUAAACUCUCUGAGUCUUUGAAUAACAUGAAUGUUGAAGGACUAUUUUCCCUUCUUUUUACUGAGUUGUUUUGUAAUAUCUCAGAACUUCCCAAGCGAAUGUUAGUUGUGCUUGAUGCUCUUGAUGAAUGUGGUUAUCCAGAAAGAGAUGACCUUACUUAUUUGAUUGCUAAUCACUUACACAAACUUCCGCCUUGUUUUCGCUUUGUAAUUACAACAAGACCUAACGAAGUUGCUUUAAAUAAGUUCGAAAAAUUAAAUCCACUGUUCAUUAAUUGCAGUGAUGAUCGCAAUUUAGACGAUAUUAAAUUUUUGAUUGAGGAAAGAAUUGGCUCUACUGACAGCUUUUCUGAUUUUAAAAAUAUUUUGGCAAAAAGAGCUGACGGACUUAUGUUGCUUGCAUCGCUUCUUACCAGUGAAGUCGAAAAUCAGGAUUUGUUGAAAGGUUCCAUACCAAAAGAUCUCAAUGAUUAUUACGAAAUUUGCUUAACAAGAUUAAGUAAGGAAUUAGAUUCGUUUCAUAUCAGUAACGAAAAGUUUCAGUCAAUUUUAAAUGCUCUGGCUGUUGCUGAAGAACCUCUUCCUUGGGAAAUGAUCAAUGACGUUCUUUGUUUGAAUUCGAAUCGCAUAUCACGUGGGGUUAAAAAAAUUAUCUCUUGUCUGUUUGUUAGCAAUGAAGAAGGAUGUGUUUCGUUUUUUCACAAAUCCUUAAAUGAUUGGUUGUUGGAUGAUCGAAAACAUGAUUACUCAGUAAAAACUUCUUGUGGUAAUCGACUUGUUUUGGAAUUUUGUUUAAAAUCUUUGGAUAACCUCAAAGCUGAAGGCGUAAACUAUGACGUCAUUAAACAUGUGACAGUGAGGUAUUCAGUCAAGUAUUGGUUGCUUCAUUUACUUGAUAUUUCCGAUAAUGAUUAUAUCGUUGAAAAUGUUGGUAAAUAUCUUGUUGACUUGGAAGUUAUAGUUGCUUCUAUGUUGGUUGACUCUAGUCGUACUUUUGAAAAUUUUCAAUUAGUCAACGCACAUGAUGUGUACUUUCUUAUUUCUGAGGACAUUCGAUUGUUAUUUAAUGAAGUUUAUUCUGUAAUGACGCGCUUUACGUGGUUUGACGAUGAAGUAAAUUUUUUGCUACUCGUUUCUAACGAAAUUAAACAUCUGUCGUCUCAAGCUACCACAAUGCUUGAAACACUUUUCAAAGAUUCACCAUAUCUAGAGUGGAGAGACUCGGGUUUUGUAAAGGCUCGAUUAUUAUAUUUUAGUGGAUUUGUAAAGUCUGUUGAUGUUUCACGAAAUCAUGAUUACGUCGUGUGUGGUUAUCUUGGGCUCGUCGUGCAACUUUUUUCAUUGAGAACAAACAGAUGUUUAUGGAUUAAAAAUAUUGCUGGUCAGUUUAAGCAAUAUAAAGAGGAAGAGUUUUGCGUUAUCUUUCAUCCAUUCGAAGAAUUGAUUUUUGCUUCCAAGCUUGAUAAGAUACUAGAUAUUAAUGGUAAAAUUUUCUCCAGUCCUUUCCAUUUUGAUGAUUCUACUUCUAAGUUCUUUACCAACAAAUGUUUUUCUCAGAAUAAAUGCACAAUGGUCACUAGUUACCAAGAUACUUUAACAGUAUGGGACGUUGAGAAAGGUGAGAAGAAACGCAGUAUUAGAUGUAAUGAUGUGGUGACCUCACUGUGUUUUUCUAAUUGUGGAAGAUAUUUGUGUGUUAUUGAGAAAGGAAAAGUGGUUCAAAUAUUUGAUGUAGCAAAUAAUUAUGAAACAUUCGUUUACGACGAUUAUUUACCGUCUGAUUCUUUAAGUGAGUUUGGUGUUUUGUUCACUGUUGGUCGUCAUUCUUGGCGUUGUUGCCAUCGUUUAUAUAGGAGUAGUAAGCAUUUCAUUGUAAAUCCCACUGGUGAGAAACUUCCUGACUUAGAUCUUGUUUCCCAAAAUUCGUUUUUACCUCUUGAUCCUUUCGAUCGCAACAGAUCUAUCUUUUCCUUGGAUAGAGUACCAAAGUUCUAUUUUAUUUUGAAUAACGACAAUGUUAUUUUGUUUAAUUACGGAGAUGACUUUUAUCUUUAUUCAAUACCGCGUGCAUGUUUAACUAACAGUUACAGUAUUCGUGACGAUAAAUUUUGCUCAAAUGGAGAAUUUCUGUAUCGGAGCAAUAAAGAAAAUUUAAGGGUAAUUAUAUACAAUCUCGACACAUUUCACUUUGUUGUCAAGGAAUGUUUUUUUAGUGACAUGGUUGCUGUACGAAAUGGAGUUAUUUUGCUUACGGAAAAAAAUACUCCUGAGCUUUGGAAUGAUGAUUUGACAAAACUUUUUUAUAGUUUCGAUGAACUAAAAGGUACAAACAAAAUUUUUGAGGUGAGUGAUGUAUCAUUUGCUUGUCAAAAAACUGAUUCUUUUUUAUUUUUUAAUGUUGAAAACAAGCGAAAUGAAAUAUCAGUGAAUUUUGAAAAUUAUCGAAAUGUGGACGUAUUUGCAUGUAGCUCUAAGUAUCACAUGUUUGCUAAAGUUGAAUUUAAGGGUCAGAUAAUUUACUGUAUGUGGCAUGAAGACAAACAAGUUGAUGAUUGGGGUGACGUAAUUAAGGAGGAAAUCACCAAUUUCAUCGUGAACAAACACGUUGGAAAGUACACGCGUGAUACUACUCACUGUAUAACUGACGCUGCUUUUUCGCCUUCAGCAGAUAAAUUAUUAAUAAGAUACGUGGGUAAGUUUAUGACAGUAUUUGACGUUAAAACCAAACAAAUUAUUCAUAGAUUUUUGGAGGAUUCUUGGGGUUUAAAGUUUUUCUUUGUUGAUGAUAGGUAUAUAAUUAUUAAGGACUUAGAUUUGAUUGAUUUGAAAGAUUUUAAGACUGUAGAAUUACUUUUUCCUCUUGUGAGGAUGUUUCCAAGCAAUUUUUAUUACUGUCGUAAACGCAAACUUGCUUUAAAUUUUUCUUUCUUCGAGGUACCGGUACAAUGCGUAAAAAUCAUCUUGCCACGAGCAUAAAUUUGAUCUUUAAUGAUAAAAUUUCUCACCAUUUUGGAUAAUGAUUAUAUUACUUUUAAGAAAAUCUUGUUCAGUUUUUAUGCAUGAACCCUAUCAUUGUUGACAUUUCAAUUAAUGUCUGUUUGCGUAUAAUUUCAUAAAACGCCCUUUGUCUAAUUUUGAUUGUUCUGUACAGAGACCGCAGUGUACGAUAAUGUCAACAUUGAGAGAGAUCAUGUUUAAAAUCUGAAGUUAAUCAAAGAUUAAAAUUCAAUGACAAUAAAGACAAACCAUAAACACAAAUUAUUUCGUGUCUAAGAUAAUAAUUUUCCUUGCGCAAGAAAAUAAUUUUAUUGACCUAUCUUAUCACACAAACAUGUAAAAUGCAAACUUUUGUUAGUUAUUGUACCAUAGGUCAUAUUUUGUUUAUAUCUACACCAUGUAAACAUAUAAUUUUCAUGCAAAUGUAUUCAGUGUAGGAUGGCUUUAAAAUUGCACGUUUUUCGAUGCUCUUUUACACCAAAAACAAGUUUUUACUAAUAAAAUCAAUACUAUCUUGCACUGAAAUAAUUUCUUAAUACUUUUUAAUCAUUGCAUUUUUAUAUACAAAAUAUCUAUGUGUUAAGUUGUUAAGAGAGACAAAGACAGCCCAAUUGUUACUUCGGUUAUAUGAAUAUUUUCAUCUUUAUCAAUUUGAAAAACGUAAAUUUACAAUAAAACAGUGGUACCUUUGCUAAUUUUUUCAAGAAAAACUAAAAAUUUGGCUGUCUUUCUCACUGACUGUUAAAAAGUAAAUCGUAAACUCGACAAGAAAAUGACUUAUGAUUGACGUUCAUCAUCGUGAUAAACAAUUUAACCAUUGAGAUGGAACACUCCAAACCAUGUAUUACUGUAUGAACAUGAAAAGUUAACUAAAGUCAAAGAAAGUUUUGCUAUAUACAGAGACAGAAACAAACGACAAUGUCGCAAAUGGAAAGAUGUUUAAUGACAAGUUUUUAACUUUGAAACUUAUGAAAAAUCGAUAUCAAGCAUUGUUAAAGUUUGAACACUUUUACUUUGUGAAUCGAUACUUUAUGGAAGUUACUUUGCCAAAGUUUGAUAUGUUUAUGGCUUGGCUAUAAAAUUCCAUCGUCUACUCUUAAUUCAAACGAUUAUACAAGAAGGAGAAGAUUUAUUUCAGGAAGUGACGUAAUGAAAGAAAGGACAAAUUUAUGUACCAUGAUUCUCUGUGGAUUUAUUGUUGUACUUGUAACGUCACCCAGGUCACGUGUUCUUUGAAAUAUCAUUUGUCAAAAUUGGAAGAUAUGAACUUUUACAUUUAUAGAAUAGUGAAGCUGGCUGUUCACUUUGUUCAGUUUUUAUAAAGCUGAAGCGUGAAAAUUAUCAUCUCAUGUGGACGUUUUGAUAUGAACAUAACGCAUAAGUAAUCAUGAGAGUUAAUGAAAAGAAUUGGAUUUUACUACAUUGUGGCUAUUGGAGAUGGCUAAAAGAUUUUUUGCUGCAUCUAUAGUUCAAGCUGCUUCUUAAUACAAGCGCACUGUCAUUGUGAAUAUUAUGACACUCGAUUGCCUUUGCGCAUGCUCUGAAAUAUAUAUGUACUUGAAUGACACUAUAACAUUUGUGAUAUGAUGAUCUUAACAGCAACACGUCAUGAAAAUUCAAAGCAAACAUCAACUAUUGAUGGUUGUAGAAUGAAAGUGAUCAGUUUAGUUCAUAUAAAUGAUCAACAAAUCAUUCACUACAAAAGUAACUUCAACAUCUAAGAAGUAAAUCAAAUAAUGGGAAUGAAAAGUAUGGAAAAAUUUCAACGUCUUUCUUUUUCAAGAUGUCAUAUUUCUGUAUCCACUGUGUUUUAUUUUUAUGUAAGGAACAAUUUUAGAUCAUUAAACUUUAUUUCAUAUUGUUGUGUACAUAUCUAAGUAUAGUGAAUAGAUAUCUUUCAUAACAUCCCAUAAACGGUCAUCUCACUUAAGCAGACAUUAGGUCGUGGUCUGUAGGAUGUCCGUUUACGAGUAGCUUGACUGUAUGCUGACGUUUCAUUACUGCACUUUUUCUUUACGUUUCUAGAGUUUCUUUUGAUUUUUAAAUUUUAAAUGCUAAAUAAAUGAAUCCCACAUAUCUCAACACCAUUUUUUAGAGUAAUAGUAAUUUGCCAACUGCCAUGUGAAGAUCACUGGUGCUUUAGAAAAGGAGGUGUCGUAUCUUGAAUUAAAAAAUACCAAUUUUUAAAAUAAGCAUUCAAUAGUUGUAUAAUAACUUUCACUCACAUUCAGCAACAUUAUUUGUUGGUAACCGUCAUCUUGUAAAGAAAGUUGAAAAAUAAUCACAUUUUAUCAAAAAAGAACAAUUACAGUUGCCAUUUUAAAGACUGGUUGGGAUUCAUUCAUUUAGCACUUGUAAAAAAUUAUUUAGAGAGAAACUUUCUUUUUGCGUGGUGUUUUUUUGAACUUUGUUUUGUAGCACGCAUCAACACAGUUUUAUGAUAUUAGUAUGUUAAUGUAGGAAAUAAUCGUUGUAUAAAUAUGCUUCCUACUAAAUUGUUACAAUAUAUGUGUGUUGAUCUAUA